AUGGAUGGGCAUGUAGAUGCAAUUGAUGAUGCCCCGGUCACAUUGAAGCAAAAAUGCACCACGGCUGAUAACCCCCUUCUAAUGUGGUUAAGCGAUCAUGAUGAGUAUCUGGCAGAAAUGCUUCGGAUGGAUGGCAGAGGGGACUAUACUUCACAUACUUGCUGCAAAUGUGCCUCUGCUCCUGCUCUGUUCCAAUGCGAUGACUGUUGUGACAUGCAGCUAUACUGCGGAGACUGCACUGUUUGCAAUCAUUUGCGGAGCCCCACUCAUUGCAUCAAGGAGUGGACGGGGUCAUUUUUCAUGGCUACAUCACUCAAGAAGCUCGGUCUGAGGAUCCAGCUGGGGCACGCGAUUAGUGAAAGCUGUAUCCUGCCUCGCAAGUCAUCCAAUGACAACUUCCUACUCAUCGAUACAAAUGGAAUCCACAAGAUGGCAGUCGACUUUUGUGCCUGUGAGACAUCCCAGACUCAUACAAAACAACUCUUGCGCAUGGGAUGGUUCCCCUCGACAACUGUGGAUCCAAGGACAGCAGCAACCUUCUGGCUAUUGCACCAUUACCAUAUCUUGUCUUUUGAGUCCAAGGCAUCUGCAUAUGAAUUCUAUCACUCGCUUGUCCGUAUAUCUGACAAUGUUGGUUUAAUUAAGAAGGUUGGCGUUUUGCUGGGUUGA
Molecule: messenger RNA, 669 nt
Organism: Suillus fuscotomentosus
Lineage: Eukaryota; Fungi; Basidiomycota; Agaricomycetes; Boletales; Suillaceae
Exons: 3
Coding region: 1-669 (222 amino acids)
Source: RefSeq, a predicted model, not a curated record